AUGCUGCGUCCGGAGGUGGUAAAACAAUUGGAGUGUCCGUUGGUUGGCCUUGCAACCUCGUGGUCAAUCGGGCGGAAAUCAAUCCCUGCGGAAGAUCUGCCGACGGUAAUACGUAGUUUCCAGAGAAAAUAUUGGCCUUUUCCUAAGGAGAAGAUCGCAAAGAGCAACCUCAAAGCAAAGCGUCUUCGCGAAGAAGGUAAUGCGGCUUAUAAGAAGUCCCCUCAACAGCCUGAAAAGGCUAUGGAAUUGUACAAUCAAAGCAUUUGCUGGUCAGAGGAAGGAUCUGAAGAGCUCGGGCUGAGUUAUGCCAAUCGUUCUGCGGUGUACUUCAGCCAGAAAUUGUACCACGAUUGCCUGGAAAAUAUUGAACUGGCGCGGCACCACAAUUAUCCGGAGGAAAUGAGCCAGAAGCUAACGGACCGUGAGGAUCGUUGUAGAAAAUUAAUGGAGGGCUCGUUCACUCCAAGGAAAAGUAGCGUGGGACAUAGCUUUGUUGAAUCUAGUCUUCAGCUUAACCAAGACGCUCGAUCUAUUCGCACAAACCGCAACUUGAAUGUAGGCGACAAGGUGCUUAUUGAAAAACCAUUCAUUCUGGUUCUGGAAGCUGUGAUGGCUUACCAGCGGUGUGAUUUCUGCGGCUCCCGUAACGAGCUAAAUCUUUUGCCCUGCAAAGGCUGCACGGCGGUGAUGUACUGCAGCUCAGAGUGUCAAGAGCAGGCACUUCAACGAUACCAUCGGUUUGAGUGUGAAAUCGUCGAUGAUAUUCAGUUGCUCUUCAGAGGACCAAAAAUAACUCGAAUUUUCCAUGUGAUGCUUAGAUUAUUUUGGUUUGCAGUACAGCUCUAUCUGGAAGAUCCAGCAGGGUUUCCGAAACGUAUAACUGAUUUCACUGAACAAAUAAAGCAUGAAGAGCCGUUUGGCAUGGAUCCUUUCGGUAAUGUGUUACAUCUGCUAGCAACCUGUCCCGAUAAGAUUAUCUCGCCUGACGAUAAACCUGGCAUGACAGGAAUAUGUGUCUCGCAGUAUGUUAGCGUACUUAUAUAUGUAAUAGCAGUCGAAGAAAACGAAUCUCUUAAGCAAUGUCUCAAGGGAACGACAACUUCUGAAACACUGUUGCCUAUAUUGUUUCAAUUGAUCGAGAAUGCGAUAUGUUUGGUAGACAAACAAUCGGAAGAAUUUAGCUGCUAUUAUCCUUUCGCACGUUUGUUGAAACAUUCGUGCACCCCGAAUGGAGAACGUCUUCUGCUCGGUACUCAGAGUGUUGUCAUAUUGAAACGUCCUGUUACCGAAGGUCAAAAUAUAACCGUUGCAUUCGCACACAAGCUUGCAUCCAUUAAAACCAAUAAAAACGAGCAAUGCGAAUGUGACGGAUGUAAAACGCAUUAUCCCAAGCUAACGAAGUUAGAAGUUGGGGAAAAAUUGGCCCUAGAGCUCGCCCCAAUACGAUCGGAAACGGAUACAACAAUCCAGCGGAAAGAGUUGAGAGAUUUCUUGUUAAGGCACGAUGAGCUGUAUCCAAAACCAGAGUUAGACGAAGCUUGGAACUUAUUCCGAUCAUUUAUACUGAAAGAUAUAAAAGUUUCCUUUGAGUCAUAG
Anopheles nili is the source of this 1596-nucleotide messenger RNA. RefSeq lists its product as uncharacterized. The record is from RefSeq and is a predicted model, not a curated record. The coding region runs from base 1 to 1596 and encodes 531 amino acids. NCBI's taxonomy places the organism in Eukaryota, Metazoa, Arthropoda, Insecta, Diptera, Culicidae. Gene Ontology annotation, molecular function: protein binding. The transcript has 2 exons.